Messenger RNA from Penicillium longicatenatum, 1428 nucleotides. RefSeq names its product damage-control phosphatase ARMT1 family protein. Gene Ontology annotation, biological process: DNA damage response. Bases 1 to 1428 code for a protein of 475 amino acids. Gene Ontology annotation, cellular component: cytoplasm; nucleus. Gene Ontology annotation, molecular function: phosphatase activity. The record is from RefSeq and is a predicted model, not a curated record. The transcript has 6 exons. Lineage: Eukaryota; Fungi; Ascomycota; Eurotiomycetes; Eurotiales; Aspergillaceae.
AUGGAAUUCGAUCCGGAGACCCCUCAAUACCUCACAUCCGACUCGUCGAGCUUUGCCUCGGUCUCGGCUAACGAGCGAUGGCCCGUUAUCAUUACUGGUGCCAUCGACGAUCUUCACCGAACAGUGAUAUCAUCCAAUGAUACCGAGAAGGAGAAUGAGGGAAAGAGCAUUAUUGCGAACCUGGCCAAAUUGAAGUAUGAGCUGCAGCACAACCGCCAAUUGACGCCCAUUGAGGACGACGGUCACCCAGAUAUUGCCUCUUAUAACCAGGAGCUGGAGCAGCGUGGAAACCCGGUCUGGCACAAUGCGCCUUGGCUUUACUCCGAGUGCUACCUUUACCGCCGCAUUGAGAGUUUCUUUGCGCUGUCUAAGCACUGGAAGGGAUACGAUGUCUUCGCCCGCCAGAAGAUGUCAACUUUCAAAUCAUCUCGCCCAGCCGUCCUCGAGCUCGCUGCCCGGUACCGUGAAUUGGCUCUAGAGGCCGAGAGUGGCAAAGGGUCCGAAGGCAAAUCUCCCGAGGAGAUUGAGGCAGCCGAGAAGCUUCUUUUCUCGGAGAUGUGCGAGAUUUGCCUGUGGGGUAAUGCUACUGACCUGUCCCUCUUGACCUCCUUGACAUAUGAGGAUAUCCAAAAACUUCAGGGCUCUGAGGCCCGCAAAGCCUCUCAGAGCAACAUUCUUGUCAACGACCUCGAUGCAGCCUUUGCAGUCAUGCAGAAGGCGCGCAGAGAAAAGAAGGACGGUGAGCGCCGCGUCGAUAUCGUCCUCGAUAACUCUGGCUUCGAGCUGUUCGUCGACCUGAUCCUGGCCGGAUACCUGCUGUCCACCGGACUGGCAACGACUAUUGUUCUCCACCCCAAGCGUCUUCCCUGGUUCGUGUCCGAUGUCACACCGAAGGACUUCUCCGACCUCCUCAACUGCAUGGUCGACCCCCAGGCUUUCUACACUGCCCCUGACGACUCGGGCAAGACUUUCCCGCCACUUUCAGAUAAGGAGGUCUCGGAUGUCCGCUUCCUCUUCGAACAAUGGAGCGAUUUCCACCAAGAUGGCAAGUUGAUCGUGCGCCCUCACGCAUUCUGGACCACCCAGGGCAGCUACUGGCGUCUGCCACAUGUGGCCCCUGAAUUGUUCGAUGACCUGAAAGAGAGCGAGCUUGUUCUCUUCAAGGGAGACUUGAACUAUCGCAAACUGGUCAACGAUGCUGAAUUGGACCCCACGACCGCCUUCACAACAGCCAUCGGCCCCAUGGGCCCCAAAUCCGGUAUCCGUGUACUUGCUUUCCGCACUUGCAAGGCUGAUACCGUUGUUGGUCUCCCUGCCGGCGUGGACGAGAAACUUCGGCAGCAGCCUGGUGGAGGUGAUGAGAAGGUUCGCAAGUGGGCUUGGAGCGGUAAAUGGGCUGUUGUGUCGUUCUCUGACGGCAAGGCCUAA